Molecule: messenger RNA, 1416 nt
Organism: Lachnellula hyalina
Lineage: Eukaryota; Fungi; Ascomycota; Leotiomycetes; Helotiales; Lachnaceae
Gene: YTP1
Product: Protein YTP1
Exons: 4
Coding region: 1-1416 (471 amino acids)
Source: RefSeq, a predicted model, not a curated record
AUGGAGAGCCUGAAGUGCCGCGUCACGCCAGUUCUGGCUUUGACAAUAGGAGUUUUAUUUUCUGCAAGAGGCGCAGAAGCACACGGCAAUCACAACAUGGAGAAGAUACAAGAAGGCGACGCCAUGAGCGUAGAUCCCAUUGACUCGAUAUUAUGGACACAUAUCCUCUUGAUGAUGUUGUCCUUUGGCAUCAUCUUCCCAACUGGAAUGGUCCUCGGUAUUGUACGAAAUCGAUGGCACAUCCCAGUACAGGUAGUCGGCACGGCGAUUGCGAUUGUGUCAUUCUUCUUAGGACACUUGCACAAGGGUCGAGCCUUUUCGCAAAACGUUCACGCCACUUUCUCGAAUUGGCUCAUGUUGAUGCUCGCUGUACAAAUUGUUUUCGGGAUAUAUUUGAGGUUCCACAUUACCAAGGGUUUCCACGGCAAGAUUAGAAAGGUCGCCAUUCAUGGACACGGAAUCGUAGGAAAGGCUAUGCCUGUGGCAGCUUGGGUACAAAUGUUGUUUGGAGGUAUUACUGCUCUUGGGUAUUGCCGUGAUGACCAUCUAGGGCAAUGCCUUGCCCAUUUCAUUAUGGGCAGUGCAUUCAUUGGAUAUGGAAUCCUUCUUACCCUCGUUAUGCUGGUUGGUCAAGUUUGGUUGCGGAGGACUGGACGAUCACAAGAAUUCUUUGACUCGGCAGUUAUUGCAGCUUGGGGUUGUGUCAAUACCUUCACCGAGCACAGAUGGGGUGGUGCGUGGGUUGCCAAUGAUAUUCAGCAUACCACUAUGGGCGUCAUUUGGUGGGCCGCGGGUUUGGCAGGUGUUUGGCUCAGCAGGAAGCGGGACGGAUCACCCAAGAGGAACUUCGUUCCUGGCUUCGUUAUUUUCAUCACUGGUUGGGCCAUGUCCGCACAUCCUCAGCAUCUCCCACUUAGCACCAUGGUUCACACCGUGUUCGGAUACACCUUGAUGGCUGCGGGUCUGUCUAGGAUCAUUGAAGUUUCUUUUGUCUUAAGAGAUGCAGACACGCUAUCGGACGACGGAGAUGCUAACAGCUGGCAAUACAUCCCACCUUUCUUACUCUGUGCGUCAGGAUUCCUGUUCAUGGGAGCAACAGAGGAACAAAUGAAGCUGAUAUCUGACGCUGGAAUCACUCACGUCUCCUACGUCCUCGUACUCUAUAGUUUCGCCUUCCUCAUCUUCCUUUUCACCAACAUGCUUCUUCACAUCUACGCGGUAAACUCAAAACCACCUGUCCCACCGAAGGAUAACGGGGAGCCAGUUCGAGCUCCACGAGUGAAUGGCCACGCAAGAGGGACAGAUUCGAGACAAAUCAGAGAUGCUGAGGAAUUUGAGUUGGACGGACUAAUGAGUGAGGAUGAGCCCGAGAGUCCGAGUACAUUAGGGAAGAACAAUGAAGCGCGGGUUGAUUGA